CGGAAAAUGGCUGCUGCAACCUCAAGCCUAUCCUGAUACACCGAAACGACAUCAAGGUGGAGAGAGAGAGAGAGCCACAGGAAGAGCGAGGAAGAUUAGGAAAAUGAGAGCAGAUGGAGAGAGAAUGUGAGUGAGUCUGAGUGUUUCCUGAAAGGAGGAUAAAAAGAGGGAGAGAGGAGACCCUGGGGUGGGCUGCUGCAAGCGGCGGGCAACACCGAGCCAUGGAGGGCGAUGUGCGUGUUCGCGCCGUGGUGAUGACACGGGACGACUCCAGUGGCGGUUGGGUGCAGCUGGGCGGGGGCGGCCUCAGUCACGUGGUCAUAUGGAAGGGGCGGGGCCUCGACGGCAGGGGGCGGAGAGAGUACGUCAUCCGCGGAGAGCGGCUGCGAGAUCGAGCACCGGUGUUGGAGUGUGCAGUGCAAAGGGGGUUAGUGUACAACAAGGUCAACCCCAUCUUCCACCACUGGCGGGUAGAGGACCGAAAGUUUGGCCUUACUUUCCAGAGUCCUGCCGAUGCCAUCUCCUUUGAGAAAGGGCUGCAGACUGUCAUAGACAAGCUGGACAGAGGGUCUGACUCGCCCUCAUCCUCUACCCCAGAAGAGGCCGACACUGAAGAUGACGGACAAGCCUCCCACACAGGAAGCGAGUCGUCAUCCAACAGCAGAAAGGAGAUGCUUCCCAAACCCAUCACCAUAGUGACAAGCGAGUCCUCAUCUACCUGCUUUGUGCGGCCGGAGGAGUUUAGCUUUGGAUCCAGCCAAGCCGUCACCACUCACACACCUGCUCAGAUCCAUCCUCGGCCAGGACAGCACCAGACAGUGUUGAACCCCCCGGCGCCGCCACCCCCGCCUCCUGCGCCCCCCACCCCCCCCGUGGGGCCCCCGGCCUCGUCCCCCCUGUCGCCCACCAUCUCCCUGCUGGAGGAGGAGGACCUGCGCAGCGUGGACCCCUGCAAGGACCUGUGGGGGUCUCCGGGCUACGAGGACUACCGGGUGGGGGGCCUGACGGGGGGCGUGGUGGUCGGCGGGGCCCAGGACAAGGAGCUGUGCGUGGUGCGCUUCGAGAAGGAGCUGGCGGGCCCGGCGGGCUGCGAGCUCUCCGCCGGCCCGGACAGCAAGGCCUCGCCCGCCUGCGCGUCCCCGCCCAACACCGUGCCAGGCGUGUCCUCAGGCGCGGGCUCGCCCACGGACACGCGCAAAGGCGCGUCCUCGCCCUGCUGCGUGCACGCCUCGCUGGCCAGGACUCGGAGGAGGGGCGGGGACCCGGGGGGGGGCGUGUCCCCCGACGAGGACUGCCCCCGCCCGCAGGCCCCGUCCGGGUGCUCGUCGCGCUGCGUGUACUGCCGCUCCGUGUUCAGCGCGGCGGAGAAUGCGCGUGGCCGCUGCAGGGACGCGCCCGACCCGGCGCUGCGCUGCCUGCGCCAGUGGACGUGCGUGUGGUGCGCGGAGAGCCUGCUGUACCACUGCAUGUCGGACUCGGAGGGGGAGUUCUGGGAGCCGUGCUCCUGCGACGACUCCCUUGGGGCCCUCGGGAACCCCCCCGGGGGGGCCCCGCUGUGCUGCGCUCGCUGGCUGGCGCUACUGGCGCUGUCGCUGCUGGUGCCGUGCAUGUGCUGCUACCUGCCGCUGCGUGCGUGUCUGCGCUGCGGGGAGCGCUGCGGCUGCUGCGGGGGGAGGCACAAGGCGGUGCGGUGA
This is a messenger RNA of Cololabis saira (Pacific saury), 1694 nucleotides long. RefSeq names its product sprouty related EVH1 domain containing 3 (gene spred3). Lineage: Eukaryota; Metazoa; Chordata; Actinopteri; Beloniformes; Belonidae. The record is from RefSeq and is a predicted model, not a curated record. Gene Ontology annotation, biological process: negative regulation of MAPK cascade; multicellular organism development. Gene Ontology annotation, molecular function: protein kinase binding. Gene Ontology annotation, cellular component: membrane. Bases 222 to 1694 code for a protein of 490 amino acids. The transcript has 6 exons.